Messenger RNA from Aspergillus calidoustus, 1029 nucleotides. NCBI's taxonomy places the organism in Eukaryota, Fungi, Ascomycota, Eurotiomycetes, Eurotiales, Aspergillaceae. The record is from the annotation of a GenBank genome assembly.
AUGCGAAUACAGUCGCUUUCCCUCCUCUCCGCCGCCUCCCUCCUUCCGAGUCUUGCUUCCGCGAUCACGUUCGACUGCGCCAACAUUCGAAAAGAUGGCUACAAAUACAGCCUGAAAGAGCUCGGCGGCGUCCACGAGAUCUUCACUGCUAAAAAGGACCAGGACCAGGGUCUGACCAACAAUGUCACCUACCGCCUGAACAUCUGUGGUACUCUUGGGAAAAAAGGAGCUACACUGGACGACCUAACCUGCGAGCAGUCGAGGAAUAUCUGCGGGUUCAACCGCACAACGUAUGACGACGGCGAGCACGACAACUUUGCUUUCCCCAUUGUCGGGUUCGAAUCCAUGGGCGGCGGAGCACAGGACCCGGAGAUUACGCGGUUGAAGGCGCUAGAUGCGGACCGCGAAGGGUUACAGCUUAAAUGGGGAGGCGGCUGGUACCCAGUUGGCGAGCGCGAGAAGGGGAAGAAGAAGCGCAAGGAUGCAAAGGCGGUCAUCGAGUUCGAGUGCGAUCCUGACAAGUCCGGGCUGGAGGGUCUCGUUGAGUAUUCGGAGCAGAGACUCCGUGCGAGGGAAGAAGGCGAAAGUGACGGUGGUGAUAGAAAGGACGGGGACGGGGACGGCGUAUCUGGUGGUGACGACGAGGGUAAGGAGCCGUUCGACGAUGGUAGCAGACCGGAGCGGAGCUUGCAGUUCAAGAGCUUCGGACCGGUCGACGACGAGUCGUACGUGCUUCGACUGAACUGGAAGACACGCUAUGCCUGCGACAAUUACGCUCUUAGCCGUGAGAACUCCUCCGGGCACUGGGGGUUCUUCACCUGGUUGAUUAUCAUUUUCUUCCUCUGCGCCGCUGCAUACCUCAUCUUCGGCUCGUGGCUCAACUAUAACCGCUACGGGGCCCGUGGCUGGGAUCUUCUCCCGCACGGCGACACGAUCAGGGACGUGCCCUAUCUCUUCCAGGACUGGCUGAAGCGGGUAGUUAAUACACUGCAAGGGACAGGCUCACGAGGAGGAUACAGUGCUGUAUAG